UUUUCUUUUUCUUUAAUCUACAAUUUAAUUUUUUAGAUAGAUUACUUCUUUACUUUAAAUCUUCAAUUUCUGUUUGUUUAAAAAUGGCUUCUUCUUAUGAUCGAGCAAUUACUAUUUUCUCACCAGAUGGUCGUCUCUUUCAAGUUGAUUAUGCGCAGGAAGCUGUUAAAAAAGGCUCAACUGCUGUGGGCGUUAAAGGGAAGGAUUGCAUUGUGAUUGGCGUUGAGAAGAAAUCUGUUCCUGUUCUUCAAGAUGACCGCACAAUUCGGAAGAUACACAAAUUGGAUGAUCACGUAAUGGCUGCUUUUGCUGGUUUGAGUGCAGAUGCUCGUGUUUUGAUUGACCGUGCCAGAGUUGCUUGUGAAAAUUACAAAUUGACUUUGGAGGAUCCAGUCACACUUGAGCAUAUCUCCCGCUUUAUUGCGGACUUGAAACAUGAAUUUACGCAAACUACAGGCCGUCGUCCUUUUGGUGUCUCUUUACUUGUUGGCGGUUUUGAUCCCGAUGGAACUCCUCAUCUUUUUAUUACUGAACCAUCCGGUGUGUAUUACGAAUUACUUGCUGGGUCUAUUGGCAGAAACGAGAAAGUGGUCAAAGAAUAUUUGGAGGAACACUACAAGGACGAAAAUGUUGAGAACGAAAAUUCUGCCUUGAAGUUGGUUAUUAAGGCCCUUAUGCCAGUGGUUCAGACGGGGGCGCGUAAUAUGGAGAUAUCGGUGAUGACACGUGACAACCAAAAUAACUGCGUACAGCGUGUCCUUACAACUACUGAAAUGGAGGCAAUUUUGCACGAGAUUGAAUCGGAAGCAAUGGAGACUGCUUAG
This is a messenger RNA of Meloidogyne enterolobii, 824 nucleotides long. Lineage: Eukaryota; Metazoa; Nematoda; Chromadorea; Rhabditida; Meloidogynidae. The record is from the annotation of a GenBank genome assembly.